AUGGGUAACUUAACUUUGCAUGAAACAAUUGAUUUUGUUAAUCCAAAUGUUUCUCUGUUUCACUACACUUUUGAGUGCCGUAACAAGAUUGACUACCGCAAUGGCUUCUUUGCUAUCAACUACCAUUGUGGAAAAUACAAUACCUCUGUUUUCAACUACUCUAACGACCUUACUGCUAUUUAUUACUGUGGUGUGAGUUUUGGCCAGGGUCUACUAAGCCUGUCAAAUGCAACAAAUCUUACAAUUUUCGACUGUGGGGAUUAUAAAAUUACUUUUAACAACUCUUCGUUAGAAGCUUUCACAGAUGCCUACCACUGUGGUUAUUAUUGGGCUACAAAGAAGGAUGGCUUUGCUAAACGUACAGCUAAGAAAAGUGUAGAAACCAUAGUUUCGCUAUUUCAGUCUCCACUUAUAACAAGUUUAGUAGGAUUGGCUCUUACCAUUUUGGCUGCGCUAUUUGGGCUUCCCCACUAA
Messenger RNA from Scheffersomyces stipitis CBS 6054, 474 nucleotides. RefSeq lists its product as uncharacterized. The transcript has a single exon. NCBI's taxonomy places the organism in Eukaryota, Fungi, Ascomycota, Pichiomycetes, Serinales, Debaryomycetaceae. The record is from RefSeq and is a predicted model, not a curated record. Bases 1 to 474 code for a protein of 157 amino acids.